UCAGAAAAAAGAGGGGUAUACAGUACUAGCAUCAUGGCCGACUACAGUGCAAAACCGAGUUCUGGAAAGCUGGAUGCUGUACAGGAGCAGGUUAACGAUGUGAAAAACAUUUUGUCAGAUAACUUAAACAAAGUUCUAGAAAGAGGAGAAAGGCUGGAUGAUCUUAUAGACAAAACAGAUGACCUGCAAGCAACCGCCGAGACUUUCCAAAAAACAUCAACAAGGAUUGCUCGGAAGAUGUGGUGGAAAAACAAAAAGAUGCUUGCAAUUAUUGUGGUGAUAGUUAUAAUAAUUAUAAUCAUCAUAAUUCUUCUAGCCACAAAUGUUAUUCCAACAUAAUAUCCAACCAGUGGAAGCUCUCUUUACAUUUAUCGCACUCCUGACUUUUUUUUUGCACAUUUUAAUUUAAU
Molecule: messenger RNA, 410 nt
Organism: Polyodon spathula (Mississippi paddlefish)
Lineage: Eukaryota; Metazoa; Chordata; Actinopteri; Acipenseriformes; Polyodontidae
Product: vesicle-associated membrane protein 8-like
Exons: 3
Coding region: 34-339 (101 amino acids)
Biological process (GO): vesicle fusion; vesicle-mediated transport; SNARE complex assembly
Cellular component (GO): SNARE complex; plasma membrane
Molecular function (GO): SNAP receptor activity; syntaxin binding
Source: RefSeq, a predicted model, not a curated record